GACUCUACCUACAAAUAAAAUAGAUCGUUUACGUUUAAAAUAUAACUGAUGUGAUUUUCAAGUCUAUUUUAGAUAUUUUAACAUAAAAGAAGAAAGGAUGCAGAAGGUAAAAUCAAAUGAAGUAGUGCCAUCGGAACCAUCAAAGUCAAAACAACAAAAUAUUAAGAAAUCGGAUAAAAGAUCCUAUGAUAAGAAAAAAACAUUAGGACAGGGUCUAUUGGAUGUAGCAUUGUUAGCUUCAAAUGUAGCUAUACUAAAAGCAGUGAUCAAAGCAGGACCGUCUUACGAAUAUUUUGUUCCCAUUAUUGUGUUCCUUGCUCUUUCGUUAUUCGUCAUAAUUGUGGUCGCUAUUCUUUUACUGAUCAUCGGAACAACCGAAUAUAUAAACAAUAUACGAAAAAAAUCAUUGGAAAGACUUAUUAUUGCAAGCAUUAUUUUCAUUCUGUUUGUAUUGAUAUUUAAUACUUUUAUCGGUGCCCUUGGUUUAAAGGCGGACGACGAAGACGACUAAACGUAACACACAAUGAACCUUUAUUUAAUUUUAUAUUGACACUCAUACAAAUAA
Messenger RNA from Mytilus trossulus (common blue mussel), 565 nucleotides. Its product is annotated as ninjurin-2-like. The transcript has 2 exons. The record is from RefSeq and is a predicted model, not a curated record. The coding region runs from base 98 to 511 and encodes 137 amino acids. Gene Ontology annotation, biological process: tissue regeneration; cell adhesion. Gene Ontology annotation, cellular component: membrane. Lineage: Eukaryota; Metazoa; Mollusca; Bivalvia; Mytilida; Mytilidae.